Molecule: messenger RNA, 4464 nt
Organism: Penicillium brevicompactum
Lineage: Eukaryota; Fungi; Ascomycota; Eurotiomycetes; Eurotiales; Aspergillaceae
Exons: 2
Coding region: 1-4464 (1487 amino acids)
Biological process (GO): mitotic cell cycle
Source: RefSeq, a predicted model, not a curated record
AUGGCGCGCGCAGCAGUGAUCCCCCAAUCCCCCGCCAAGCGGACGGGACGAACAUCUACCCAGUCUACAGCCGCCGCUGACGCAAAGAGGAAAGCUCCUCGCAAGGCAACGGUAGCAACAAGGACCGCGACCCCAACGCCGAACGUUGACUCCGACGACACAGAUGACGAGCUCGGCUUCAUCACAAACACAGCGAAACCCCGCGGCCGCGUCGCUGCUCGCCAAGCUGUAAAGACCAAAACGACACCAACUACCCGCGCCAAGAAAGUCUCUGCUGAACGUGUCGAUGCUGAGCCAAAGAACGCGUCUACAUCGGAAGCUGAGGCACCUAAGAAACGCGUCGGACGGCCGAGAAAGACCCCACCUGCGGAGGAAACGACAACACCGAAGCCCGCCACUGCUGCCAAAACUCGCGGACGACCCAGAGCAGCAACCCCUGCAGCUAAGGCCCCGAUACCUGCUCCCACUCGGAGGACUCGAUUGGCGAGCGAGUCCGUUAAUCAGACGAAACCAAAGAACAUUCAAAUCUCGACCAGUUCUAUUAUGCGCUCAAACAUAUCCCGCGGACCGGCCAAGAAGAAAACAGUUACGUUCCAGGAUUUAACCGAAUCCGAAGAGGAAGAUGUGACUGAGCCUGAAGCACCUGCUGCCGGUCGCAAACGGGCGGCAGCCAAACCUGCUGGCUCUGGAAAAGCUGGCCUUGGUGCAACGCCUGUUCGCAAGGCUCCAGCUACCGGUACUCGUGGGCGCAAACCCGCAGCAGCCAAAAAGGGAGCAGCCAAACCGCUAUCUCCCAAGAAGGACAAGCAGGUGGCUAAAUCUUUAUCGGCAUAUGCGAGCUCCGAUGACGAAGAUGAGUUGAACACGAUUAAAUCCGAGAGUGCAAGUCCAGUCAGGCUUGUAGUUCGCUCGCCUGUCAAGCAUGGGUUGGAAACCAGCGGAUUGAGCUCUCCUGUGCGAAGAAUCAAUUUCACCCCGAAGAAGGCCGCCAGCUUUAUCGACGAGAAUGGCGAACCGAAACUACCGACCCCCAAACACGGAUCAGAAGGCACCGGUCUUAGCUCUCCAGUCCGGAGGAUCAACUUCACACCGAACCGCAGCCAAAAUGCUGUCGCCGAGAAUGGCCAUCUUGCCCUACCACCGGGCAAUUCGAUCAACUUCAACCAAUCUGGACUUAUGGGCAGUCCUGCUAGACGAGCUCCCACAUCAUCUCCUUUUAAAUUCAGCUUGAGGGAAACACCAAAUCGCGCGGGCUCACUGUUCUUGGACAGUGCGAAUCCAGUGUCUGCCCCGGACUUCGCACCUGCCAACGCGUCCCCACUGAAGAUGUCUCCGAAGAAAGCAAAUCUUGGAGCAUCUUUCUCGCAAUCGGCGCUCAAGGCGUCCGCUCCACCAGCUCUCGCUCGUACUCCCCUCUUCCAGAGCCCCGCAAAGAGAAUAGCUUCCCCCUUCAAGAGUUCCAUCUUCUCGGCUCAUGCUUCUGUGAGCCAGACGAAUGCCGAAGAUGACGGAACCCCCACCAAGGCCUUGGAGCCAGAGGAAACUACGACCCCGAAAUCAUCACCACUGGCAAGAGACGAAAGCCGAGAGACAUCAGAGCAGGAUUGCGAAUUGGUCCAGGAUGUAGCUCGAGACAUUUUCAAUAUCGACAUCGAGCUUUCCGCUGAUGACAGAACACCAUCGCCUGACCCAACCCAGCGAGAGGAAGUUGCAUUCACACCAGAGAACGAUCGCCAUUUGGACGAUAUCGCUGUGGACAUGGAGGUCCAAAAUUACCCGGAAUCUGAACAGGCAGAAGACACAGACCUUGCUGAUGAGAUUCAAUAUGAAUACGAGGAACCAGAGACCCUUUGCUUUGAUGCAAUGGAAGAGGCAAACCUAGCGCCCGAGGAAUUUGACGACCAGGCGACUCUGGAAUACUCAGAUAUCGAAUAUCAGGAAGGCGUUCAAGAAGACGAGCUUUAUGAAUAUGAAGAACCCGAAACACUUUGCUUCGAUGCCAUGGAAGACGCGCAGAUGGAAACAGACGAUCUACAAUACGAUGAAAUCCGGGAUGAUUCAACUUCCGAAUCAGGUAGUUUCAUCCAAGAUGUGGCCCCAUUUGAGUAUGAAGAGGCCGAGUCUCUUUGCUUUGACACGAUGGAAGAUGAAUACCUUGCGGGCGUUGACCUCGUCCACCCAACAGUCGAAUCGGUAGACUCGGAGACUGAUGACAUGGAAAUUCCUGGAGCUGAGCAAUCUGAUCGCGAAAGUGAGACAGACCAGGGAGCUCGAACUCCCAGUGUUGAAUACGAUUCUCCUGAACCAAGCCCGACGCCGGUUCGGGGGAACAUUGAAAUGGACCAAUUGGAUGUUGAAGAAGAUACCAACGAUGAGGUCAUGAGCGAUAACGAUCAAGCGGAAAACAGUGGACCCAGCUCUACAAAUGGCUUCCAUAUUUCUUCGCCACAUGAGGCCAACAAUUUGCAAACUAGCGUCAGCUCGGCACAAAGGAUUCAAUCUCCCUUUUCUCCAGCCUCGAGUUCUUUGGAGGUUAGCAACACCACCCCAGUCUCCGCAAAUUGCCUAGACGACACCGAGAAUGGCAAUGACUCCACUCCUCGCGUGAAGAAUGCCAAUGCCAGCCACACCCCCAGCCCCUUUGAGAACAAACUCAACUACAUGCCAGAGGGCCAGGUCGAUAGCCCUGCGUUGAUGGCACCUAGUUUAUUCAACACACCAAGUGUUGCUGCCCAGCAUCACACACCCACCGAGACUGGCCUGGGCUUCACGCCGUUGGCACAACGGUUUGAUCGCUGGGAACAGGAUACUCCUUCUCAGGCCAGAUCACUUCGACCUCGUCGCCGUGGAGUCUUUUCGUUGGUGGGACCGCUGGAGCGUACGUCUGCCGCAGCCCCCGACGAGUCCGGCAGUGUCUCGUACCCAGAUAUUUCCAAGAGUUCUCUGGCAAAUACCCCUUCGUUCACCGAAUUGCCACUUCAGCCGCAGAGUGAUGAUACAAGCAUGAGCCCCGAACACGACCAGACUCCGCGACAAUCCGCAAUUUACGAACGCCGCAAGAGCUCUAUUUCACCGGCUAAGCAUACAGAGAUCUUUGAGGACCCUCUCCCGGACAGCACACGAACCUCCACCAAUCGUCGGAGUUUAGUCAAGGAGGAUAUCCCGGCUUCACAAAAUCUGCAGGAUCAAGGCACCGAAGACAAAGAAAACUGCGGUCCGCCGACUCACCUCCCAGUCACACCAAUCAAGACCAGACCUCAGACUGACGAUCAUCGGACUGUUCAUACUGUAUCAAAAGUCCCAUUAAAGGCCGAAGGCGAAGUCUCGCCUCUCAAACUGUCUCGUAAGAGAGGUCUUUCUCUCUCGGCAACUUCCCCCACACGCUCUUCCCCGCGCGUUCGAAAGCCUGCUGUGGUGUCACUCAACGACAAUUUCCCGGUCCUCCCACCUCCCCGAAAGGCGCCACGGGUCAGCAACGGUAGCCCAACCACAAAGAGACAUUCUACCAUGGGCAGACGCAGCAGUGGUCGAGGGCCCGUGGUGGCUUCACCCGGUCCUCCUGCUGCCACUGCUAGCCCUUUCAAGAAGCCCCGCCGCAGCAUCAGCAAAGAGCAAAAAGCUCUACACGGUGCGGUUGUGCAUGUGGACGUUCACACAACCGAGGGCGAGGAUGCAUCUGGUAUCUUUGUCGAGCUUCUCCAGCAAAUGGGGGCUCGCUGUGUGAAGUCUUGGUCUUGGAACCCCGGCUCUAGUCUUUCCCCUGUUGAUGGGGCAGACCCCAAGGAUUCACGUGUGGGUAUUACCCACGUCGUAUACAAGGAUGGUGGUCUUCGCACUUUGGAAAAAGUGAAGAAGGCCGCAGGCCUCGUGAAGUGUGUUGGCGUUGGUUGGGUUCUUGAUUGUGAGCGUGAAAGCCAGUGGUUAGAUGAAACACCCUACGCAGUUGACAGUUCAAUCAUCCCCCGCGGAGGCGCCAAGCGCCGCAAGAGCAUGGAACCUCGUGCGCUAAGCAACAUCAACGGUACAUUGGUUCGCAUCUCCGGAUCUCCGACGCCAUCAGCCAGUGGCCGUCGCAGUGGUGCCGGCCAGGGUGCUGUUGAUGGAUUCCGCAAAAUCACACCUCCAACUCACCAACAGGAGGUGCCAUCUACUCCCCCACGCCAAUCAUCCGCCACCGACUAUCAAUACCCUGCCACGCCUGGAUACAACUUUGCCAACCUAGAUGCCAUUGGCAUGUCUCCUGCUACGCCGGGAUUCCUCGGCAACCGCUCCAAGCUUGUUCAGCAGUCCUGCCCGCCGAAGCAAAGCAACCGAGGCCUUUUCCCUGGUGCCAAGCCUUCCAUAACAUCGCAGGAUGAUGGUGAUGACGAGGAUUCCAGGCGCCAGCGCCGCUUCCGUAUGGAGGCUGCUCGCCGAAAGAGCCUUGUGUACAAGCCUACAGUUGCCAGCCCUCUUGUGCCUUAG